Molecule: messenger RNA, 3865 nt
Organism: Mesoplodon densirostris (Blainville's beaked whale)
Lineage: Eukaryota; Metazoa; Chordata; Mammalia; Artiodactyla; Ziphiidae
Gene: UIMC1
Product: ubiquitin interaction motif containing 1
Exons: 15
Coding region: 115-2292 (725 amino acids)
Biological process (GO): double-strand break repair; positive regulation of DNA repair
Cellular component (GO): BRCA1-A complex
Molecular function (GO): K63-linked polyubiquitin modification-dependent protein binding; DNA binding; histone binding
Source: RefSeq, a predicted model, not a curated record
GCGAGCUUCGCGCGCGCUCGCCGCCCCUAGUUCCUAAAGUGCUGCGGACGCUCGCGACCGGCGGCACCCGAGAAGAGGGGCUCAGCGAAGCGGCGGGGACCGGUCGACAAAAGGAUGCCACGGAGAAAGAAAAAAGUUAAAGAAGUCUCUGAAGCUCAGAACCUGGAGAAGAAAGAUAUAGAAACUACCAGUUCUGUCAAUGUGAAGAAGCGUAGACUUGAGGAUGCAUUCAUUGUGAUAUCUGAUAGUGAUGGAGAGGAACCAAACGAGGAGAAUGGAUUGCAGAAAAUGAAGACAAAACAGUCGAAUAGAGCAAAGUGUUUGGCUAAAAGAAAAAUUGCACAAAUGACAGAAGAAGAACAGUUUGCUCUGGCUGUCAAAAUGAGUGAACAGGAAGCUAGGGAAGUGAACAGCCAGGAGGAGGAAGAAGAGGAGCUCUUGAGGAAAGCCAUUGCUGAAAGCCUGAAUAGUUGCCGGCCUUCUGAUGCUUCUGCUACCAGAUCUCGACCUCUGGCCGCUGGACCAUCUUCACAGUCACACCAAGAGAAAACCACAGACUCUGGGACCACUGAAGGCAUAUGGCAGCUGGUACCUCCAUCACUGUUUAAAGGCUCACAUAUCAGUCAGGGAAACGAGUCUGAGGAAAGAGAGGAGCCUUGGGACCACACUGAAAACACUGAAGAGGAGCCGGUCUCUGGCAGCUCAGGAAGCUGGGACCAGUCAAGCCAGCCAGUGUUUGAGAAUGAGAACGUUAAAUGUUUUGACAGAUGUACUGGCCACUUGGCUGAGCGCACACAGUGUGGGAAGCCACAGGAAAGUACUGGGAACGGUUGUGCUUUUCACAAAGCUGCCCAGGGUAGGGGGGACACAUCUAGGCACUGUCUUCCUACCCCAGCAGAUGCCAAAGGUCUCCAGGACAUUGGGGGCACUGUGCACUACUUCUGGGGUAUUCCAUUCUGCCCUGCUGGAGUAGACCCUAACCAAUAUACCAAGGUCAUUCUCUGCCAGUUGGAGGUUUAUCAAAAGAGCCUGAAAAUGGCUCAGAGGCAGCUCUUAAAAAAAAAAGGGUUUGGGGAACCAGUGUUACCUAGACCUCCUUCUCUGAUCCAGAAUGAAUGUGGCCAAGGAGAUCAGGCUAGUGAAAAAAAUGAAUGCAUCUCAGAAGAUAUGGGAGAUGAAGACAAAGAGGAGAGGCAGGAGUCUAGGGCAUCUGUCUGGCACUCAAAAACCAAGGAUUUCCAAGAAAGCCCAAUUAAAAGCUUGAAAGAGAAACUUUUGUUGGAGGAAGAACCAACAACCAGUCAUGGUCAGUCUUCCCAAGGGCUGUUUGUUGAAGAAACUUCUGAAGAAGGAAAUUCUGUACCUGCCUCACAGAGCAUUGCUGCUUUGAACAGUAAGAGAAGCUCAGUCCUUAUGCCAGAGAGUUCUGCAGAGGAAAUCACUGUGUGUCCUGAGACACAGCUAAGUUCCCCUGAGACUUUUGACCUUGAAAAAGAAGACUUUCCAGGUAGCAGAGAGACUGUGGAUGAAGUAAGAAUAAUGGCAGAUAAGGCGGUUCUUCAGGUUGAUAACAGGGAAGAAGCUGAGAAGGAAAUACAUACUACUACCUUCUCAUCUAGUACCCAGGUAUCCUGCCCACUAUGUGACCAAGGCUUCCCACCCACAAAGAUCGAGCGACAUGCCAUGUACUGCAAUGGACUGAUGGGUCAAGAUACAGUGUUGACUCGGAGACAAAAAGAGGCUAAGAGAAAGAGCAAGAGUGACAGUGGAACAGCUGCUCAGAUUUCCCUAGACAUUGACAAGAAUGAGAAGUGUUAUCUCUGUAAAUCCCUGGUCCCAUUCAGAGAGUAUCAGUGUCAUGUAGAGUCCUGUCUCCAGCUUGCAAGAGGUGGCCAAGGAGAUGGGCCUGAAGAGAGUGAUAGAGUAUGCUCAGCUGUGGAGGGGAAGCGUCCACAACGGCUGAGGAACCCAAAGGAAAAAGGCUUCAAUGAAGGCCGACUCCUCAGUCUCUUGGAACAGUCUGAGUACAAGACCACAGAUGCAGAGAUAAAGACCAAGUUUUCAGAAACAGGAGCCUUCAGGGUGCCUUCACCAGGGGUAGAAGAGGCAGGUUGCAGCAGAGAGAUGCAGAGUUCCCCUGCACGUCUUGACUUAAAUGAGUCUCCCAUCAAGUCUUUUGUUUCUAUUUCAGAAGCCACAGAUUGCUUAGUGGACUUUAAAAAGCAGCUUACUCUCCGGUCAAGUAGCCGGACACGGACCAAAGCAGGCAGAGGAAGAAGGAGGAAAUCCUGAAUUUCUAGGGUCCAAAGGUUGACAAAACCAUUAGCAAUAGGGGUGGGCCAUGUUCAUUAAGCCUUAGUGGUCUCCAGUUCAUUGUUAUGCAAGUUUUGGCCCUGCAGUUUCUACCACCAGCACCCAUUUAGUGUUCUGGUUUUUGUGCUUUCUAUGUGCUAUACAGACAGUUGUGUGUAGUAUUCUGUUUUAUAACAGUCUGUAUGAAUUCACUUACGGUUAAAAAGAAAAUUUAAAUAUAUUUAUGUUUGUAUGAAAUCUUAUUUCAAUAAGGUGGAGAUUUUCCUUUUUUUCUCUGAGCUUAGGGGAGGGAUAUUUUAAUUAUGGAGCUAGUUCUCAGCCUCAUAAAUUACAUGUUUCGGAAUGAAUUCCAUUACUGGUCUCUAGGACAUAUUGCCUAUAUUCACAGAAUGUGUAGUGCACAAUUCUGAACACUGUGUGGUUACUCUUUUGACAAUUUCUCUGACAUCGUUCUGGAAGAUGCCAGGGCAUUGAAUUCUACUUCUAUUCUGCUGUGCUUGACAUUCAGUGACUUGUCAUUUCAUCUUGCUGCCUCACCCAGUUAAGAAUUCUCAGCCAGAGCAUAGGACCUUUGAGGGAUAUGUCUGACAACUCUUGCCAGGAGUUUGUAAGUGAACUCUCAGUUAUUAGUUCCUAUAGAAUUACUUUUUCUUCCUAGAUUAACCAGUGGGGAUGCCUUGCAUAUUCAUCUGCUAAAACUGAGAUUGGUUCUCUUGCCAUCAGAGGUCAUAGCAGCAACAGGAAAUAACUUCUGUUUCAGUUCAUUAGUAGAGGAGUGCACAUUCUCGACCACAUUACCCAGGAGCUUCCAGUGAAGAGCAGAGAUGUGGUCUAUCCUCAGUGCACAGGCAGACUCCAAAGAUGGGAGGAUGUUGAAUGGCAGAAGCAACUGCCUGAGGGAGAUGACCAAACAAGGAUGUUGAGGAAGCUAGCUUUGGCCCAAGUUGAUUUGAAGGUGUAGUGGGAGAUGGUAUGAGGUGGCUGCCGACCAGGAAGGGAUCCUGGGACAAGAUAAACAGGGCACCACUCACACUCUCCUAACUUCUGACUUACCAAGUCCAAAAUUUUCUUUUCCUUUAUUUUAAAACAAACAUGAAGUGUGUGUUAGACUGAGGAGUUCAGAGAUAGCUAGAUGUAAGGCACAGCACAGGCCUUUAAUGCAUUGUUUCCUGCCUAGUUGCCUUUGCACACAAGCUCUUUGAGUUAGAAAAAGGCAGGAUGGCAGGCUCACUCUCUAUUCUUUCCACGUCUUGGUGUUGGAUGGCACUGACAUUGUGGCCAGCAUCACAUUAAUAUUGCUGUUAUUUUUUGAGCAAUUGCUAUGGUUCAGGCAAUGUGUGUAGCUUCAUUUAAUCCUCACAGCAACCUUAUGAGGUAGAUAUUAUCCUCCCCAAUUUUCAGAUGAGGAAAGAAAGGUUCAGAGUAACAAAUAAAACCACUUUUUGUCCAUGGAAGUGAGACCACAGUGCCCUGCCUCAUCAGUCCUAAUGAAAAUGCUGUAUUUUGACUCUAGUAUUGAUUAUUUUCCUGUUUUCCUUCCGAGAAAUAAAUU